Molecule: messenger RNA, 609 nt
Organism: Heterostelium album PN500
Lineage: Eukaryota; Evosea; Eumycetozoa; Acytosteliales; Acytosteliaceae
Exons: 1
Coding region: 1-609 (202 amino acids)
Biological process (GO): regulation of DNA-templated transcription
Cellular component (GO): nucleus
Molecular function (GO): RNA polymerase II cis-regulatory region sequence-specific DNA binding; DNA-binding transcription factor activity, RNA polymerase II-specific
Source: RefSeq, a predicted model, not a curated record
AUGGCUGAUCCAUCAUCAUCACCAUCACCAUCGCCUUCGCCAUCUUCACCACCAUUAUCCGAAUGUAAUAGCCCACCUAUCAGGAAUGAAAAUUCAAAUGUUAGCACUAAAAGAAGUCCAAAGAAUUCGCCUAAAAGAAAAUACCUACGUAAAACAUUUAAGUCUCUGUGUAUCAAUACUCUGCAUUGGUCAAAAGGAGAUUGGACAGAAGAAGAAGAUGAGUUGCUGAUAGAGCUCUACAAUAGAAUAGGAUGUGACUGGAUGAAAAUUUCAUCUCUACUCGGUACCAGAUCGAAUAAGCAAUGUAGAAAUCGAUAUGUCUCUGUUCUGGAGCCAAGAAUCAAUGGUGAGCGUGGUAUACCAUGGACCAUCUACGAAGAUCUCAUCAUUAUCUCCAACUAUCCAAAGUACCAUCACUCCUGGAUGGACUACACCCAACAUCUCGCCAAGAGAACCAACGAUGAUAUUAAAAACCGAUGGCUAAAGACAUUGUCAGUCGAUGAAAAGCGUGGAUAUUAUAACCAAUUCCUAGAUCUCUAUGGUAAUAUCAUUCAAUGUAGUGAAAUAUAUGAAGUAUCACCUAAAUGGUAUCUACAUAGAAAAAUCUAA